GUCAAGUUAGCAGUUUCGAGAAGGCAUUGUGUUUGGCUUAACCGAGAAAAGUAUAGUUGUGAAUAUGGGUUUAUUUUCUGAGCGCGCAGUUUCGUUGUUUUUGGUGGCGUACUUUAUAGGCUCAGUUCUUGCAGCAGAGGUAGAUGGUCUAGAAAAGAAACGAGGGGUUUCGUGCGAGAAAUAUAAGAAAAUAGACCCUUCCCAUACAGCUUGUAUUUCACAAUCUAAAGCUAAAAAGUCAGGCGUUUCUGAAAGUGACAAGACGGUCAUUGUUGACGCGCAUAAUGAAGAAAGAAGAAUAGUUUCACCGUCUGCUAGUAACAUGAUGGCUAUGAGUUGGGAUGAUGACUUGGCCAGUACAGCACAACGAUGGGCUGAUACAUGUCCUUCCGGUCAUGAUAAGUCAUACGACAGAGCUGAGUUUGGUAAAUUUAAUGUUGGACAGAACAUUGCAUGGGGCUCACCUGGCAUGAGUUGGACAAAAGCUGUAAAGCUUUGGGCGGACGAGAAAUACGACUACGAUUACAAUACAAACAAGCCAAAAGCACCAGGAAAAGUGGUCGGCCAUUACACCCAGGUUGUCUGGGCAACAAGUAUAAGAGUAGGGUGUGGUUAUGCGUUGUGUAAUCAAAGAGGAAAAGACACAGAUGUCUUCGUGUGUAACUAUGGCCCAGCAGGAAAUAUGCAAGGAGAAAAACCGUACACCUCCGGUACACCAUGCUCAGUCUGCUCCAGCUCUUGCAAUAACAAGCUGUGUGAUUGCAAGAAAGCUUUAUGUAAGAAUGGCGGAACAAUGGAUCCAAACUCAUGCUCGUGUACUUGUAAAUCAAAAUUUUACAAAUCGCCCGAUUGUUCAUUGGACUGUGGCAGUGGUACCGAACCUCCUCAUUGCUCAGGUUGGAAACAAUACUGCAGCAUGAUGUCAAACGUCCCUACAGACUGUCCAAAAACUUGUGGCUGGUGCUAAGAUCACCUUAACUAGCGGAGAGGAAACAUUGACAGGGAGUGAUGUCAUUUACUCUUUUCGAGAUCAUUGAUCAAUAUAGUUUCUUUUACCAUUCCGUCAUUGUAUAAUUGCUAAUAUUUAUUCAUGGAUAUAUAUAAUAUAUAAACAACUGUUACACUAUUCGAUUAAAUAUUGACUUUCACAUUUUAGAACAUGUAAGGUUCCACUUUUAUGUGUGUAUUUGUUCGCUAUGUUGUAAUGCUAGAACUGUCACAUAUAUACCAAAGAUCUAAUAGGAAGAUGCAUCAUAAUUAAAAUAUAUAGGUGCACAUUAAUAAGGUGGGUAUUAUCUUAUCAAAUAAAAUGUAUAAUCAAC
Molecule: messenger RNA, 1322 nt
Organism: Ruditapes philippinarum (Manila clam)
Lineage: Eukaryota; Metazoa; Mollusca; Bivalvia; Venerida; Veneridae
Product: cysteine-rich secretory protein 3-like
Exons: 11
Coding region: 65-967 (300 amino acids)
Cellular component (GO): extracellular region
Source: RefSeq, a predicted model, not a curated record